Molecule: messenger RNA, 834 nt
Organism: Clonostachys solani
Lineage: Eukaryota; Fungi; Ascomycota; Sordariomycetes; Hypocreales; Bionectriaceae
Source: the annotation of a GenBank genome assembly
AUGACACAGCAACUAGGGCCGCCUGACAGGGAUGAUAUAGUUUAUGCGGCUAUUUUAAGAGAGACAUACAAAGUAUUGACUCCUUAUUGGUUCUUCACUGGCGACAAUGUCUUCUUGAAUGAGCAGCAAUGGAAACAACCUAUCCAAAAGAACAUUAUUCAAAAGGUCGGAUCCAGUAGUCUAGAAGCCCACGAGGUCCCUGCCAUGGAGGUAGCUGCACGCCAUUUCGGCGGGAUGUAUGCCCAGCUCCUCGACUGCCAUCGGAUUAGAUCAGAGCCACACCAGCCGGCAGCAAUCGAGGAUAGUCACGGCGCUAUCAAAUAUGCCCGUGACCUUGAAGAGGCCGCCGCCGCCGCCAAUGUUAAUCUUUUACGCGCUGCUAUUCAAUCUGGGGAAGUGCAGGAGGUGGUCGACCAAAAUUCGUUGCCCAAGAUGAGCUAUCAGAUAUCGAACAUCCAUCUCGCCGAGCUUCUACUCUUGUCGCUCCGGGUCCAGUUUCUCAAUUUAAGGAUUUACUACGACUGGGCUGUUUUGUACCACCUACCAGAAGAGGAUAGGUUGUGCUCUAGACUCAGGGAUCUCUCGGUUGAGUCAUGGAAGUACAUCGCCUUUCUCCGGGGCAUCGAGUUCUUUGAUGCGACGAUGUUGUCUCCCGCCCUGUGGCCAUCUCUGGAGCUUGGGACUGAAGCUGAAAAGCAGUAUUUGAUGGACUUCUUUACAGAGAUUGACAAUUUCCGGCAUCCAACGCCAAAGGAUAAGAAGGAAGAAGAGAUGAGGAUUCUAUCAUAUACGGCCAUCAUUACGGGUCGCAAGACUGCUUCAAGAGAAACCUGA